AUGUUGAUAUUCAUUUACCUGGUGAUCGCCGUUGGCUCGCUGGUGGCUUACUUGCUGCAUCGCAAUUUCCAAUACUGGAAGCGCCAGGGUGUGCCGCACGAUGCGCCUCAUCCCUUCUACGGCAAUCUUGUGGGCUUCCGCAAGAAUCGCGUGCUACACGACAUUAUGUACGAUUACUACAAUAAAUAUCGGAACGGCAGCAGUCCCUUUGUGGGCUUCUACUUUCUGCACAAGCCCGCAGCGUUCAUUGUGGACACGAAGCUGGCCAAGAACAUUUUGAUUAAGGAUUUCUCGAACUUUGCGGAUCGCGGACAGUUCCACAAUGAGCGGGAUGAUCCGCUGACCCAACAUUUGUUCAAUUUGGAUGGCAACCGCUGGAAGCAGCUGCGUCAGCGACUGUCGCCCACUUUUACCUCGGGCAAAAUGAAGUUGAUGUUUCCCACCGUGAUCAAGGUGGCGGAGGAGUUCUCUACGGUGAUGGGAGAGCAGGUGCCGGCCAGCAAGGGUGGCACUAUCAUAGAGAUCAAAGAGAUGAUGGCCAGAUUCACCACGGAUGUGAUUGGCACAUGUGCCUUUGGCAUCGAGUGCAACACGCUGCGCACACCCGUCACCGAUUUCCGCACCAUGGCACAGAAGGCAUUCACGGAGAUGCGACACGGUCAGCUGCUGACUUUCUUCAUCUUCAGUUUCCCGAAGCUGGCACGAAAGCUCAGAAUGCGCAUUAUGCCCGAGGAUGUGCACCAGUUCUUCAUGCGACUCGUCAACGAUACGGUGGCUGUGCGGGAAAAGGAGAACUUUAAGCGUCACGAUUUCAUGGACAUGUUGAUCGAAAUGAAGCAAAAGGGCAGCGUGACCCUAGACAAUGGAGAAGUGAUGAAAGCCAUGGACAUAGGGGAGCUGGCUGCUCAGGUGUUUGUGUUCUAUUUGGCUGGCUUUGAGACCUCCUCAUCGACCAUGAGCUACUGCUUCUAUGAGCUGGCACAGCAUCAGGAUAUACAGGAUAAGGUGAGGGAAGAGGUGCAAACGGUGCUGGCCCAACACGAUGGAAAACUAACGUACGAGUGUGUCAAGGAAAUGCGUUACUUGGACCAAGUCUUCUCAGAAACCCUUCGAUUGUACACUCUGGUGCCGCAUUUGGAGCGCAAAGCACUCAACGACUAUGUGGUGCCGGGACAUCCCAAGUUGGUGAUUGAAAAGGACACACAAAUCAUAAUACCCGCCUGCGCGUAUCAUCGUGAUGAGAAGCUCUAUCCCGAUCCGCUGCGCUUCGAUCCGGAUCGCUUCUCCGCCGAGCAGGUGGCCGCCAGGGAUUCCGUGGAGUGGCUGCCCUUUGGCGAUGGUCCCAGGAACUGCAUUGGCAUGCGCUUUGGCCAGAUGCAGGCACGCGUCGGCAUGGCACAGCUGCUCAACAAGUUCAAGUUUUCGGUGUGCGACAAGACAGAGAUUCCCCUCAAAUAUGAGCCCAAGUCGUUUGUGCUCGGCUCCAUUGGGGGCAUCUACUUGCGACUGGAGAGGAUUUGAGAUUUGUAAUUGUUACGCUCCAAUGGCAGUUGUUAAUGUCAGUUGUUAAUGUCAGCUGUAU
This is a messenger RNA of Drosophila subobscura, 1582 nucleotides long. It is a transcript of the gene Cyp6a2, whose product is annotated as cytochrome P450 6a2. Gene Ontology annotation, molecular function: monooxygenase activity; iron ion binding; oxidoreductase activity, acting on paired donors, with incorporation or reduction of molecular oxygen. Bases 1 to 1521 code for a protein of 506 amino acids. The transcript has 2 exons. The record is from RefSeq and is a predicted model, not a curated record. NCBI's taxonomy places the organism in Eukaryota, Metazoa, Arthropoda, Insecta, Diptera, Drosophilidae.